Molecule: messenger RNA, 1203 nt
Organism: Sparassis crispa
Lineage: Eukaryota; Fungi; Basidiomycota; Agaricomycetes; Polyporales; Sparassidaceae
Product: Putative oxidoreductase bli-4
Exons: 4
Coding region: 1-1203 (400 amino acids)
Source: RefSeq, a predicted model, not a curated record
AUGUCUGAUGAAGUGGAGAAGGAGAAGGAGGACGAAGACUCAGCCGUGCAAAUUCAUUUUGAAGUCGAAAUUGAUGUUCGAAGUCAAAAUCAAAGUCUUCCAAAAGCGGGUAGUGUACGUCCAAAUAGGGCAGAAACCACUUCGUUCACAAUGAAGGCAGCUCUCAACAUGCUCUCCGGAAAAUCGAAGUUCAGUGCAUCGGAUGUCUCUAACCUGCAAGGCAGAACGGCCGUAAUCACUGGCGGGACAGAUGGCAUCGGCUUUGAAGUCGCUCGGGCUCUUGCCCUCGCUCAAGCUCGGGUCAUUCUCCUCUCCCGCGAAGGAGAACAGUGCGAGGAUGCCAUAUCCAAGAUCAAAAAGGCACAGCUCAAAGAGACAGGACCGCUCGCCGACGUGACUUUCAUCGAGUGCGAUCUCGGCAACUUGCAGCAUGUCAAGAAAGUCGGAGACCAGAUCAGGGAGCAGGAACCCCGACUCGACCUCCUCAUCUGUGUUGCGGGCAUCGGCGUGAACAAGUCCGACGUCUCCGCCGAGGGCCUCGACUGUCACUUCAUGGUGAACCACCUCGGGCACUUCCUCCUCACCAAUCGCCUGCUGCCGCUCAUCCGGCGCACCGCAGCCCGCGACGAGUCGUCCAUGCCGCGCAUCAUCUGUGUCUCCUCGUCUUUACACGCAGCCGCGCCCUCUUCGGUCCGCUUUGCGUCACGCGAGGAACUCACGCGCGGAUCGGACGUCGACUCGGGGGAGCUCGACCCGACAGGACUAUAUGCGCGCAGUAAGCUUGCAAACAUUCUCUUCGUCAAGUAUGGGCUGGUGGAACGUGUCCUGGGCCCUGCGGGCGACCGCGUCCUCGCGCUCACCACGCAUCCCGGGGCGGUACACACGGGGAAGCAGGACCAGUUCAAGGACGCGUACGGCUCGCUGUUCGAGAACCUGAUGAAGCACACGACGAUCCCGUUGAUGCGUAGCCCAGAGCAGGGCAGCGCGAGCACUCUGUGGGCGGCGACGAGCGAGGGGGUGGAGCGGGAUGCGAAGAAGUGGCAGGGAAAACACAUUACCGAUCCCGAGGUCGCUGGGCAGGAGAGCGCCAUGGCGUGCGAUAAGGAACUGGGAGGAAGGUUGUGGAACCUCAGUGAGGAUCUCGUCAAAGAGAAAUUGGGCGAUGACAGUCUGUUAUCCUGGGAAGAAGGGAACGUUAUGUAG